Messenger RNA from Catharus ustulatus (Swainson's thrush), 4364 nucleotides. RefSeq names its product UbiA prenyltransferase domain containing 1 (gene UBIAD1). Gene Ontology annotation, cellular component: endoplasmic reticulum; Golgi membrane. The transcript is spliced from 3 exons. The record is from RefSeq and is a predicted model, not a curated record. Gene Ontology annotation, biological process: vitamin K biosynthetic process; menaquinone biosynthetic process. Gene Ontology annotation, molecular function: prenyltransferase activity. Lineage: Eukaryota; Metazoa; Chordata; Aves; Passeriformes; Turdidae. The coding region runs from base 66 to 1214 and encodes 382 amino acids.
CCUGGGCGCGCUGUACGCAUGCGCAAAGGGACAGGGCGCUGCCGUGCCCGGUGUGCCCCGCUGAAAUGUGUCCGGCUGCCCCUGAGAGCGGCACAGGCGGCUGUGUCUGCGCCCGCCUUCGGGCGCUCCGUGGCGGCUAUGGCGUGAAUCGUGGUGCUGGCGCGUGCCGCGAGGUGCUGCUGCUGCGAGACGGCGGGACGAGCAUGGGGCCGGCAGACCUGGUGCAGAAGAUCAGUAUCAGCGCCGAGAGCCCCCGCGGGGGCGAGAGGAACGGCAGCGGCUCGGCGCUGGCCGGCGUUGACGGGGCCGCCGCCGGCAGCUGGAGACAGAAGUGCGCGGCCUAUGUGCUGGCACUGCGGCCCUGGAGCUUCAGCGCCUCGCUGACCCCUGUGGCGCUGGGCAGCGCGCUGGCCUACCGGGCAGAGGGAACACUCGACCCGGGACUGCUGGUGGGGAGCGCCGUGACCGUCCUGGCUGUGCACGGGGCCGGAAACCUGGUGAAUACCUACUAUGACUUUUCCAAAGGCAUCGAUCACAAGAAGAGUGAUGACAGGACAUUGGUGGACCAGAUUUUGGAGCCGCAGGAUGUAGUUCGGUUUGGAGUUUUUCUCUACACUGUAGGCUGUAUCUGUGCUGCUGGGCUCUACGCUGUCUCCACGCUCAAGCUGGAGCACCUGGCCCUGAUUUACUUUGGAGGACUUUCCAGCUCCUUCCUUUAUACCGGAGGAAUUGGAUUUAAGUACGUUGCACUUGGCGACGUGGUGAUCCUGAUCACCUUUGGGCCCCUGGCUGUCAUGUUUGCCCAUGCAGUGCAGGUUGGUUACCUGUCUGUCUCUCCCCUGCUCUAUGCCAUCCCUCUGGCCCUCAGCACCGAGGCCAUCCUGCACAGCAACAACACACGGGACAUGGAGUCAGACCGGCAGGCGGGCAUUGUCACCCUGGCCAUCCUCAUCGGCCCCACCCUCUCCUACAUCCUCUACACCGUGCUGCUCUUCUUGCCCUACCUGAUUUUCUGUGUGCUGGCCACACGUUACACCAUCAGCAUGGCAUUGCCACUGCUCACCAUCCCCAUGGCAUUUUCACUGGAGAGACAGUUCCGGAGUCAGAGCUUCAACAAAAUUCCUCAGAGGACAGCCAAGCUCAAUCUACUGCUGGGGCUUUUCUAUGUUUUUGGCAUUACAUUGGCACCAGCUGGUGCUCUGCCCAAACUGUGAAGAGAGCUGUGGGGUCAGGCCUCAUAAUUCACUGUUCAUGUUGAUUAACAGUGGAUGUUAUGGGUAAAUGACUCGUUAUGGACAGUGGGAAGAAUGGAAAGACCACCUUGCACUGUUGACAGUGAAUGUUGUGAUUUCUGCUCUUGGAUAGCUUAUACUACAGACUUCAAAAAAGUAAUUUGUCAGUUCUUCAGAAAGGGAGAACUAUGUGGCUUUGCUUUGAGGAACAAGGUGACAUAAGGUCAAGGAAAUGUUUAAAGAGCCUCAUCCUUCUGCCACCUAAUUUUUUCACUGUCAGUUCAAUGAAAGAUAGAGCCUCAAACCACACUUCACAAGCACAAUGAUUUCUCUUAUCACUUCUUUUCUUAUAGUGAUGAAGGAGUCCAGUGGCUCCCAUAUGGGAAUCAGAAAACACUGCCAAAUGUUUAGCAUCACAACAUAGGUGCCAUUAAUUCACUCCUUUGUAAGUGUAUUUUGUCUUCAUCUGUUGUAUGUCUUUAUUUUUUGUUUUGCUUUUCCUAGCCAAGUUUUGAGCUUUUAUUUCCAAGCCCCCUGAAAUGCACUAGGUACUGAUUCAUGAGCUAUUGUUUCUGCUUAGAAGCAAUAUAGCCUAGAAACUUCAAAGUUGUAAAUCUCUGUGGGUUGUGAUGCUAAAAUGGAGCACGAAUAGCCCACUGCACAAACUUCAGGCCAAAACCAGUCAAUCUGUAUUCUGCUACAAAAACUGAAACUGUAAAUGCAAACCAUGCAACUGGAAGGCCCUCAAUGGGUAGAAAAAAAAAUGAUUUCCAUUUCUGUAUUUGCUUAGAAUUUACUCUCUGAAAUGAGUUAAGGGGGAGCUGACAGAGUGCCAUGUUUCUCUGAAUAGCUAUGAAUUAAUGGAUGCAUAGGUGGAAAACAAAUUCUUGAUUUUAAAAAGCAUUUUUAAUUUUUUUUCUGUUUAUUUAUUCACACUAUUACAGUGAAAUGUCUUAUUAUAAGAUGCCCAGUUCAGCAAAGAAGAAAGAUACAGUAUUAGAAAAAACAAAUCUGGAUUGUUGCAUUGGCUCUGCCUAAAAAUUAGGAUUUGAAACAGGAAGAAACCAAUUUUGUUCAAAAGAUUUUUCCUAAUGAAAUCCAGAAUUUGUGUCACUGAAUCACAAUUAAAUGAUCUCUGAAGGGAAGUUCCCCCCCUCUUUUACCCCCUCUAUACCUUAGUGUUGUUUUCUCCUGCAGAUCUUGCCACUUGCUGUUCAUGUGGCCCUUUGGAGAGUUGAUUGUUUCAGCAGUUGUGUGAAAACCAAACAUAAUGGGGAAAAUAUGUGCCUUCCAGUGCAAAGAUGGGUUUGAUCCAUAACAUAUUCCUCAGUGGCAACUGAAUUCUCUUCUGUGUUAUUCAGUACCUGUACACAGGUUUUUAUGAAAAACUUGUUUGCAAGAGCUGUGGAAAGCUCAGAGGAAUUGACACAGGUGUUGAACUGGAGCUCCUGGUGCCAGGUCUCAACCUUGCUUUUGAAUAAGUGUGUGUGUGAACCACUGUAUGAAGGGCUUUUACACAUGAGCAAUAAAGCAGCAAUAAACUCACAUGGUGUUACCCUGCAUCUGUCAUAGGUAAACAUGCCCUCCUGGUGUAAAUCUGGAAGAUCCAAGGGUGCCAUCAGUGGGUUGUACUGACAGCAGUAAAGCUGAGUUGGUGGUACCAGAUUACAUGGUACAGCUUUUUAGACUGGUUUUAUGGCUUCUUGUUAUCCAGUGUUACCCAGCAGUUAUACCUGAGCUGAAUUAAUGAGAAGGAGUCUUAGCAGGCCUAUUUAAUGAGCCACAGUUUUAUCUUUUAUUUAUUAAAAUGGGCAAAUGAUCUCUCUAAUCUGGCUAGGCACAGGACAAGAAGAGAUGCUUUCUGCAGCAAAAUACUUGUUAGGAUUAAAAACACAAGGAGAAAAUGCAAAAGUUCAGCUCAGAUGGAGGGAGGGGGAUAUCCAGAAGACUUUGGGAACAUUUCAAUGCAGAUAUACACAACAGAGUUUGUACUGUGGCUUUUUUGUGGACCUACAGAAUGAAGAAGAGCCUGGUUCCAAUACCCAUUUCACAUUUCUGCAAACCAAAAGCUUUUGUAGGGAUAAGUAAGGGCUGAUCUGACAAAUCUGUUAACCUUGCAAUUGGGGAUAUGCAGGUUUAGGUUAAUCCUGCCAUUUGUAGCAGCUCUAUGUUUCAUUUUUGGAUAGCUUGGUUCUGAACAGUUUUUAGUUUCAAAGAAUGGUUAGUUAUCUUUUCUGUACUUCUUUUACAAAAACUAGAGUACUCCAGCUGAAUUCCUGAAAGUAACUUGGCUUGUAUCUUUGGUAACUGUAAUUGUAAUAAUGGGAAGAUCAUUGGUGCCAUGGAGAAUGUAACUCUUUCUGCAUCUUGACUACCCUUUCCUGGGUAGGAUGUCUACUUAGGGCUGGAAAGGACCAGUGCUUUGUGCUACUAAGAUGAACCAGCUCAUUAUUACAAAAAUAUGUGUGUGGUGCACUUUCCAACAUGGGGGGGAAUUCAAAGUAUUUUAAUGGUAAAACUGAGAUGAAAAUUCAGUAGUUCUUUACUAGCCUCCAAUUCCCUCUCUUUGAAAAACAGUAUCAUUCCAGGUUCUUAAGGAUAUUAGUAAUAACUAACACAUUCUUCACCAUGGUUUUGAGGAAGUCAUUUAACUUCUCUGUGUCUCAGAAAACAGCUAAUUUUUGCCUACCUUACAGGGAUGCUGAGCUGACAUCAUUGUCAUAGACAGCUUUGAAAGUAAAAAGUGCUUUAUCUCUGUGUGCUUUCCAAAAAACUUGUUAGUACUAGAAAAUACUUUAGAUAUGAACUAAUAUAAAGGGCAACUUAACCAAUGUAAUUUGGCCAAAAUAAUCUUCACAUAUAAUCAAUGAGUAGUAAGAGAGAUUAAUUUAUUGGUUUGCUUUGUGAUGAAGAUGCUGGGUCUCUUCCCCUACCCCACUUUUCCUGUCCUGUGCUACUUUCCCUGAAUUUAAACUUUAGAAACUUCUUUCAGGUCACUCUGGAUGAGCUGUGUUGCAGUGUGAUGAGUGUGCACUGGUAGGUGAAUAGAUCUGUAGCCCAUCUGUGAAUGUGUCCUAAAGCACCUCCUGGCCUUUUUUCUUACCCAAUAAACUGUCUGAAUGUUACUCAGUU